Molecule: messenger RNA, 3035 nt
Organism: Crotalus tigris (Tiger rattlesnake)
Lineage: Eukaryota; Metazoa; Chordata; Lepidosauria; Squamata; Viperidae
Gene: FUT7
Product: fucosyltransferase 7
Exons: 2
Coding region: 149-1168 (339 amino acids)
Cellular component (GO): membrane
Molecular function (GO): alpha-(1->3)-fucosyltransferase activity
Source: RefSeq, a predicted model, not a curated record
AGAGACUUCCCACAAUACAGCUGUGUCUGACCAAGCUCUGAGAACUGCCAGGACUGAGGAAGGAAGGAAGAGGGCUGAGCAACCCCAGUUCCUCAAGCCAGCUCCUCACACGAAGCAGCAAUUGUGUUUCUGGUCACUUUCCCACCUGAUGGCUCCUGUGGCAAAGAUCUGGACCGCUGCAUCUCUCCUUGGCAUCGUCCUGUUCUUGAAUGCCCCGCUUCUCUUCACGCUGUUCGAUAACCCUCCAAGGUCUCCAAGGCAGAACGCUACCUUGACCCUCCUGAUCUGGAGCUGGCCCUUCGGGGAAGCCACAGACCUGACCGGUGACGUCUGCUCCAGGCUCUAUGGCAUCACAGGCUGCCAACUGACCACGAACCGAAUCCUGUUCAGCCAAGCGGACGUUGUGGUGUUCCAUCACCAGGAACUCCAGCACGAAAGGCAGGGCCUUCCACCGUCCAAGGCCCACCCUGGGCAGAACUGGGUUUGGGUCUCCCUGGAGUCUCCAAGCCACACCAAAGCCCUGGAGGGCUGGAUGGGGAAUGAAUGGAACUGGGUCCUCUCGUACAGGAAAGACGCUGAUCUCUUUCUCCCCUAUGGGGAGCUGGUGCCUCGUUCGCUGGGGGUGGUGGAGAUCCCAGAGAAAACCGGCUUAGUCUCCUGGGUGAUCAGCAACUAUCAUCACUCCCAAGCCAGGGCAGAGAUGUACCGCAACCUGUCCAGUCACCUCAGAAUCGACGUGUUUGGGAAGGCCAGCAGGAGGCCGCUGUGCCCCGACUGUUUGUUACCAACCAUCUCCAAGUACAAGUUCUACCUGGCCUUUGAGAACUCCAUCCACCGGGACUACAUCACGGAGAAGCUCUGGAGGAAUGCCUUCCUCGCCGGCUCUGUGCCCAUCGUCCUGGGCCCCUCCCGUGCCAACUACCAGCAGUUCAUGCCCGCCAACGCCUUUAUCCACGUGGACGACUUCCGCUCAGCCCAGGAGCUGGCCACUUUCUUGACUACCAUGAACGAAAGCCACUACCGGAGCUUCUUUGCCUGGAAGCGGAGCUACGCGGUCAGACUCCACCAGGACUGGCGGGAACGGUUCUGCUCCAUCUGCUGGCAGUACCCCCAUUUGCCCCGGAAGAAGCUCUACCCGGACCUGAAGCGCUGGUACUGGGAUUACUAGCAUCUGCUGCUAAAGCCAGAAAUGUCCCUGGGACAGUCAGACUCUCCGUGGCUCCUCGCCUGCUGCAGAGCUGCCCAAAGUAGGAUCCCCUGUGUUGGCACCAGUGCCCACCCACGGGGUCUCUCCUUCUUCCAGUUAUCCUCCCUUCUUAGCCCAGGGUUCCGUUCUUUUGUUCUCUUCUUUCUUCGACUUCCUUUCCUUCCUUCCUUCUUUGCUCAAGUGCUCGUCAAUCACAUUUCGCUUCUUCUCUGCUCCCUCAGCCCCACAAACCUCACAUCUGGGAUGGAUGAUGGGAUUUGUAGUUGAACCCACAUGGAAUGCCAGAUGGGAGGCAGGGGCUGAGAAGAAAGCUAUUCCAACGGCAGAGGAAGACGUGAAAGCUGCGAAGCAGAAGAUUGGCCUGACCUUAAACCCUUUCCUGUUUACCCAAGUGAAGCUGGCAAGAAAGGAAGCCAGAAACCUCAGUGCCCCUCCUUGUCUUGAGCAAGGGACCAGCGGGUGCAGUGGUUACAGUGCCCGGUUGGCAGCAGGGAGACACUCGUCCUCUGGACACCCUCAGCCUUCACCCAGCGGUGGGCAAGCGGCAGCCAAGCAGGAGGGCCAGUCUGCCUGGCCUAAUGGGGGAGGGGAGGGGAGGCAGAGUGACCACUGGCCAGAGGGCUGGCUGCCCCAGCCUGGAUCUCGGUCCUCCCUCAGCCCUCCAAGUCACAAGCGCUCCCCACAUCCUGUGAACAUCAUUUAACGUCCUUUUAAUUCUGCCUUUGGCGAAAUCUUGCCCUUUCUCGGCACAGUGCCAAUCCGGUGCCAGCCUCGUGUGGCCAUCAGCCCCCUCUAGUGGUCCCACUGGAUCCCUGUGGAGUUGAUCUCCAUUAAUUCUACUGAAACCACCGGAUUGAGCCCUGUGCCAAGUUGGAAGCCCCCGAGAAAGAGCCAUUCUUAAUUUCCCCAACUUUCCCUCCCACUCCCCCCCCCAGUCUAAAAUUGCUCAGUUAAUCCUAAUCUUAUACUGACCUACGUUGCAGGGCUGGGGGGGUGGAGAAAAUCCCCAUGCAGUAUGCUACCUGGGAGGAAGACAGGAAUUUAAAUGACAGUCUAAACUGGAGGAAGGAAGAUUAACAGGGCAAUCGCUGGGAGCACUUUAAAAAAGGACCUUUAAGAAUAGAUCAGAGUUUUUCAGGGGGGGUGUUCAGGGUUUGAGGCUGUGAGCCCCUCUGUUGGACAACUUGGCACACAAGGAUGGGGCUCCUAUAUUCUAGAAAUCUUCUUUCCUCUUGGAUCUUUCAAUCUCUGCAUGCAGAGUCAAAAUAACUCUUCUUUCAUCCCCAGCGAGCAUCGCUCCAAUUCUAACUUGAGAUUACUUGAAUAUCGUUUCCUAAUUAAGAAAAGAACUCCCUUAAUAGUAAAUUAUGUUCCUCAAAAUAUGUGCAGAGUGGAAUUUAAUUGCAAAGUCAGGAUGGGAUUAUCACUUGCGCAAUAUCUCAAGCAAGGGGCCAAUGGGUGCAGUGCUUCCAGGGCCAGGUUGGCAGUGGGGAGGCAGCCAUCCUCUGGGCACCCUUGGGGAGGGAGUGCCUCGGCUUCGGCCCCACCCUUCACCCUGGUGGUGGGCGAGCAGCGGCCAAGCAGGAGGGCUGGACUAGGCGGCCGGUUUGCCUGGCCUAAUGGGGGAUGGGAGGCAGAGUGACCAUUGGCCACAGCGCUGGCCACCACUCUGCAGGCCUGGAUGGGAUCUGAGCCAUCCUGGAGAAUCGGCCCUUGGCACUCUCCACCUUCUGCGAAAGAAUAUUAAACACACUGCAAGAGGGAGGCUGGGAGCACUUUGGGGUAAUGAGAUUUAUCUGCCUUCCUCUAACUACUUCCCAGACACAGA